AUGGUCAGUCCAAAAACUGCGCAGCCAGAUAACAAUCUCGCUGGUUCCAGCGUCAGCAAUGUCAAUUUGAUCAAGCCUUCUAGUACGAGAUUAAAAACAACUGAAUCGGAAACUAACGGGCAGAUUACCAUUCGAUCACCUGUAACAGCAUCGCCGAGAGAAAUCUUGAUUAAUAAUGAGGAAACUGAAAAGGUUUCCCAAGAAAAUGACCCUCCCAAGAAAAUAUCACCUUCUCCUGCGCCAAUACCACCUGUAAAUAUUUGGCAUGUAAGAAAGGAAGCCAUGAACGCAAAAAAGGUUACUGAAACUUCCAACCUUAACGAUAAAGAAGCUGUGACCGAUAUCAAAAAAACCGAAAAUCUUAAUAUUGAUCAACAAGAACCUUCAGAUGAUUACAAAAGAUUCACUAAAAAAGAAUCAAAGAAACAAAAACCACCUCCAAUAUUACCUCCACUAGAAGAUCAAAGUAUUUGGCCAGCUCCUGCGGAAGUUUUGAUCAAAGAUAAAGAAAAGGAACAAACUGAAACUUCCGAAAAGAAGCAAUCCAUUGAUAUCGGGACAAAAGAUAGUCCAAGAAGAGGUAAAGGUAAAUGGAUUAAGUAUACUCCAAUAAUCACACAUAAUGCACCAUUACCAAGUCAUGAGAGGUCAAAACCUCGGCGCCGUAGUGAAGAUCAUACCGGUCUUCGUGAACGUAAAUCUAGCGAAAAAGUCAUAAAUUCUGAAGUGACAACUCCAACGGUGCAAAAUCAUAAUCAUAAUACAAAUAGACGUCGCGCAAGUGUACCUCCACCAUCUAGAGAAUAUGGUCGUCGUUAUUCACAACAUGGUGACAAUAAUGUCGGUCAUCAUUCACAUUCUAAUAGUGGACCGCCGUUUCGUGGGGGUCGUAGGGGAGGAAGAGAAGGCUAUGUACCAAUUUCUUUAUUAGCAGGAUUUAAUAGGGUGAAAGCUUUAACAAUGGACAUUGAACUUGUCCGUGAGUACAAAAUGGGUGAACAUGAUCAUGGGCACACUAAUAACGUACAAACAAUGUCAGAAUCUACCAGUCAACACUAUGAGGCCCACAUGAAUGAAAGCAUUCCUCUAAUAGAUGAAGAUGAAAACAAAGAAAAUGAGGAAAUGCCUACAAUUCCUGAGGGUCUCUCUGAAAAUGGUUCUUCUGCCAUGACAAAUCCAUGGAUUCUUCAUACUAAAAAACGUCGUACAUUAUCGUCACCAACAUCUCCUAAAGUGACUCCAAAAUCAUCUCGUGACAUUCCAAAACCAACUUCAACUGGUGAUGAUGAACUUUUCCAACUUGAUGAAGAUUGGGCUGGUGCGAGCCUAUCACUCUCACCUUUAAAUCAUACUAACGGCACGCCAAAUAAUUGCACGGAACAACUAUCUUCAUCCGUUGAUAUUGCACGAUCAUUUCCAGUUUUUCAACAUCCCAGUCACGAACUCUUGCGCGAAAAUGGGUUUAUUCAACAUAAAUAUUAUAAAUAUCAUGCUAAAGCUUUGAAAGUUGAAGAUGCAAACUCUAAUUAUCGUUAUGGUCUUGAAUGUUUAUUCCGAUUUUACUCUUAUGGUCUUGAGAAAAAAUAUCGGCAAGAUCUAUUUGAUGAUUUUCAGGAAUUAACUUUGUCAGACUGCGAAAACGGGCAUCUUUACGGACUUGAGAAGUUUUGGGCUUACUUGUUUUAUAGGAAAGACAAGAAUAAGAGAACAGUGGAAGUAUGCGAGAAGCUUAAUAAAUAUUUAGACAAAUAUCAGAAUAUUGAUGACUUUAAAAGUGCUUAUAAGACCGAGCGGGCUCAAUUGACAAAUAAUAAUUGCGCGACUUCACAUCAUAGUCAUCGUGCUUCACCAGCCUCACCUUUAACACCUUAUUCUGUUAUUUCGGCUGAUAACUUUCCUCCAUUAGCU
Molecule: messenger RNA, 1908 nt
Organism: Racocetra fulgida
Lineage: Eukaryota; Fungi; Glomeromycota; Glomeromycetes; Diversisporales; Gigasporaceae
Source: the annotation of a GenBank genome assembly